Molecule: messenger RNA, 903 nt
Organism: Tetrahymena thermophila SB210
Lineage: Eukaryota; Ciliophora; Oligohymenophorea; Hymenostomatida; Tetrahymenidae
Product: Serine/Threonine kinase domain protein
Exons: 1
Biological process (GO): protein phosphorylation; mitotic DNA damage checkpoint signaling
Cellular component (GO): nucleus; cytoplasm
Molecular function (GO): ATP binding; protein serine/threonine kinase activity
Source: RefSeq, a predicted model, not a curated record
AUGAAGCACUCUAAACUUGUUUAAGAAAAAUAUGAAAUAAUAAAUUAAAUUUCAAACGAUGCACGCACAAUAUUGUCAGUAGUUAAGUGCAUUGAUGAGUCAGAGAAAUUAUCCGAAAACAUAGUCCUUAAAGAAUGUGUCCAUUCUAUAGUAGAUAAUAAGUGUUUUUCAGCUUGCUCAUAACUUCAUAAUGAAUUUAAAAUUGCCUCUCAAUUAGAUCACCCAAAUAUUACUAGACCAAUUGAUAUCUAGCAAUAUUAUAAAGGUGGUUGUAUGAUACUUUUUCCUUAAGCUAAUUGCGAUGGCUUCGAUCUUUUUACUAAAAGUGUUCCAUAAAUAGAUAUAAUUAAAAACUACCUAAGAAGCAUGGCAUCUGCCUUGGCUUAUCUUCACAAAAUGGAUAUUGCCCACAAUGACUUUAAACUAGAAAAUGUUCUUUGCUUUAAAAAUGAAAACGGAGAAAUCGAAUUCUAGCUUUCAGACUUCGGUUUUUCUUACUCUACUUAGAAUAAGCAAGAGCAAAAUUCUAAUAGAAUAAAAGAAUGGGAUUUCAGAGCUACUUAAUACUUUUCUCCUAGUAUUUAUUCUUAAAUUAGUAAAAAAGAAUUCACUGAAAAUUGUGAAAAAUAAGGUGAUAUUUUCUCUUUAGGCUACUCCUUUUUCAUCGUGUUGUUCUAAAGAAGGCUUUCAUUAAAACACGAAUUCACAAGCGAUUCUCCCAUUUACAAAAAUAUAAUUAAAUUUGGAAAAAGUUUUAUUCAAUAAAAACUAAAAACUUCUGUCUAAAUAACUUAAGAAGAUUAUGAUUUAUGCCUAGAUCUUUUGAUUAAGAUGUUAAAAAAGGAAGAUAGUGAAAGAAUAACAGCACUCGAAAUUCUUGAACAUCCCUUCUUAAAAAAUUGA